AUGGCGCAAUCCAAUGGGGAGCUGGAGCACUCGAAAGGUUGUCGCUCAGUUGUCCAAACAAAUGCUAACUUUUACGGCAUAGAGGUGGCCCAGAACCCACAAGAGCCUACAAAUGGCACCGAGCUCGAGGGUGUUGCCGAGGAUGACACCGCCGGCGGCCUUUUCCAGAUCUCUGUGAAGCUUCCCCACGAGCCUCACAAGAUUCAGGUGAUGGUCUCUAGCCAGGAACAAGUGCAAGACGUCCGCCAAUCGAUCGUCGAGCUGCCCGGUACCUUCCAGUACACGUGCUUCCAUCUGGAAUACAACGGCAACCGGAUCAAUGACUUUGUCGAGCUGUCCGAAGUGCCUGACCUGAAGGCAGACUCGGAGAUCUCGCUGGUGGAGGACCCGUACACCGAGAAGGAGGCUCGCAUGCACAUUGUUCGCAUUCGAGAGCUGGUCGGUGCCGCCGGUGACCGUGUGGACAACCUCCACGGUAUCUCGGCUGGUCUCUCGUUGCACGAUUCCAUCUCAACAGAGGCCAGCAAGGCUGGCGAGUCAGACAAGGAGCACUCCCUCGCUAAGUACGAUCUGACUGGCGAAUCGCCGCUUCAGACAAUCCUUCCCAAGGAGCAGGCUCCCCUUCCCAAGACCGUCAAGUCCAUCUCACUAUCACCGUGGAACCCGGUGCCCUACAACCUCCGCCAGAAGGGCCAUCUGCUCUAUCUCCAGGUCAUCACCAACGAGGGCGAACAAUUCCCCAUCACCGCCCACGUGUCCGGAUUCUACGUCAACAAGUGCUCAAGCACCAAGUUCGAUCCUUCUCCGAGAACCAUCAUGCCCAAGAACGUCAAGGGCAAUGCGCACUCCCUCCUCACCUUGAUUUCCCAACUGUCGCCCUCUUUCAACGAAGCCUUUGAGGCCCUGCAGGAGUCAAACAACCAGAAGGACCUCCUCACCACCUUCCCCUUCCAGAACGCUAUUCCGAACAGCCCCUGGUUGGUUGCCCCUGCAUCGGCGAGUCAGAGCGCCCACCAAGCGGAUAUCACUCGUUCUCAGGAGAGCUAUCUGAUUUCCGGCGUCGAUAAUGCGGAAACUCUACGAGACUGGAACGAGGAGUUCCAGACCACCCGUGAGCUGCCCCGGGAUACUGUCCAAGACCGAGUUUUCCGUGAGCGCUUGACUUCCAAGCUGUUCGCGGAUUACAACGAGGCCGCUGCUCGUGGUGCCGUCUUGGUCGCCCGUGGCGAGGUUGCUCCUCUCAACCCCACCGAAGCCCGCGACGCCCAGAUCUUCGUCUACAACAACAUCUUCUACUCAUUUGGCGCCGACGGCGUGGGCACUUUCACUUCCGAGGGUGGCGAUGAGGCUGCUCGCGUGGCAGUCGGUAAAGACGUUCUUGGAAUCAAGGCUGUGAACCAGCUUGACAUCCAGGGUCUUUUCACCCCCGGAACCGUUGUCGUCGAUUAUUUGGGCAAGCGCAUUGUGGGUCAGUGUAUUGUCCCUGGUAUCUUCAAGCAGCGGGAGCCUGGCGAGCACCAAAUUGACUACGGCGGUGUCGAGGGUAAGGAGGUUGUGGCUACUCACCCUGACUUUAAGCCUGUCUUUGAGAAGCUCUCCAAGGCCCUCCGCAUCAAGCAGCACCCCGUCUGGGACAAGGACGGUAAGCGUCAUGACCUUGAAGGAAGUGUUGAAACCAAGGGUCUUUUGGGUACUGAUGGACGUAAAUACGUCCUUGACUUGUAUCGGGUGGCCCCUCUUGAUGCUCUGUGGCAGGAGGAGGAAGGCAGUGACGCCUAUCCUCACCGCAUGUCGGUGCUCCGUCUUGAGCUGGUCGAGUCUUUCUGGCGUACCAAGAUGAGCGCGUACGUCAAGGCCGAAGUCGAGCGUCGCAAGACUGCCAAGGCCGAGGAGGCACCCAAGGAGGCCAAGACCGAUGAGAACCCCGAAGGGAAGUCUGAGGAAACCACAGAGGAGAAGACUGAGGAGAAGAGUGAAGACCAGGAUCGUGUUGAUAUCUCUGGAUUCAAUCUUGCAUUGAACCCUGAUGUCUUCAGUGGUCAGAUCCCGCAGACCCAGGAGGAGAAGGACCAGUGGGCCCAAGAUGAGAAAGAGGUGCGGGAAGCUUGUGAGCACCUGCGGUCCAAGAUCAUGCCCGACCUUGUCCAGGACUUGCACGAUGGCGACGUUGGCUUCCCCAUGGACGGUCAAUCUCUCACGCAGUUGCUCCACAAGCGCGGCAUCAACAUCCGCUACCUCGGUAAGCUGGCACAGCUUUCUCAGGAAAAGGGACCUCGCCUCCAGGCAUUGUCCACCCUUCUCGUCCAGGAAAUGGUUGCCCGUGCUUUCAAGCACAUUGCCAACCACUACCUGCGCAACGUGCCCGCUCCCUUCGUCGCUCCCUGCAUCUCUCACCUCCUGAACUGUCUUCUCGGCACUGGUGUGAAUGCCGCCCCUCGCCCGGAGAUCGAUUCUUCUCUGCGUGAUAUCUAUCCUGAGGGAGAUUUCUCCUUCGAGAAGGUCACUCCGGAUGCGCUCCGCGUCGAGGUUGAGAAACAGGUCAAAGCCCGCUACCGCUACUCGCUCCAAGAUGGCUGGGUCAGCUCUUUGCGUCAUUUGCAACUUCUGCGUGAUAUUUCCAUCAAGCUCGGUUUGCAGCUUGGUGCCCGCGAGUUUGCCUUCUCCAAGGAGCAGAUCAAGGAGCCCGCGCCCGUGGCUAACGUCACCAAUGGUAACAGCCUGGAAGAUGGAACCAACAAGAAAAAGAAGAAGAAGGGAGGUGAAAACAAGUCCCCCAGCCGUGUGCCUGAGCAGGCCAAGGUUGCAGUCACUUUCACCGCCGAUGAUAUUGUCAACAUCGUUCCUUUGGUGAAGGACGCCUCCCCACGCAGUGCGUUGGCUGAGGAGGCCCUUGAGGCUGGUCGCAUCUCCCUCAUGCAGAACCAGAAGCAACUCGGCCAGGAGCUCAUUUUGGAGUCUCUUUCCCUUCACGAACAAAUCUACGGUAUCCUCCACCCAGAGGUUGCCAAGCUGUAUCACCAGCUUUCAAUGCUCUACUAUCAGACCGAUGAGAAAGAGGCGGCUGUGGAGCUGGCCCGCAAGGCUGUCAUCGUCACUGAGCGCACUCUGGGUGUUGACUGUGCAGACACCAUCUUGGCUUACUUGAACCUCAGUCUCUUCGAGCAUGCUUCUGGAAACACCAAGACUGCGCUGGUCUACAUCAAGCAUGCUAUGGAUCUCUGGAAGAUCAUUUACGGUCCCAACCACCCCGACUCUAUCACCACGAUGAACAACGCGGCCGUCAUGCUGCAGCACCUGAAGCAGUACACUGAUUCUCGCAAGUGGUUCGAGGCUUCUCUGUCUGUCUGCGAGAAUCUCUUCGGACCGCAGUCGAUUAACACCGCCACCAUCCUUUUCCAGCUGGCUCAGGCUCUGGCUCUGGACCAAGAUUCCAAGGCUGCCGUCGGCAAGAUGCGUGAGGCGUACAACAUCUUCCUCGCUAAACUCGGCCCCGAGGACCGCAACACCAAGGAGGCUGAGACUUGGCUUGAGCAGCUCACUCAGAACGCCGUCUCCAUUGCGAAGCACGCCAAGGACAUCCAGGCGCGUCGUCUGCGUCGUAUCAACAUCAACCCUCGCGUCUCCACCAUGGGCACCCGCGUCCAACCUCAGGUUGGCCAGACCGCCCCCGAGUCGUCAGGGACCGCCAGCGCCUCUGCCUCUGGACUGGACUCGCGCAACAUUGAUGACUUGUUGAAGUUCAUUGAGGGCAGUGAUCAGACCUCUUCGCGCUCGAAGCAAAAGAAGCGCACCGCUGCCAACCCUAAGCUUCGCGGUUCGAAGCAGUCCAAGGCUUAA
Messenger RNA from Penicillium oxalicum, 3837 nucleotides. Its product is annotated as translation initiation factor 3 subunit CLU1. The transcript has 4 exons. Gene Ontology annotation, cellular component: cytoplasm. The record is from RefSeq and is a predicted model, not a curated record. Lineage: Eukaryota; Fungi; Ascomycota; Eurotiomycetes; Eurotiales; Aspergillaceae. Gene Ontology annotation, biological process: intracellular distribution of mitochondria. Bases 1 to 3837 code for a protein of 1278 amino acids. Gene Ontology annotation, molecular function: mRNA binding; protein binding.